CCCACUUCUUCCUGUUAUCUCUAGCUAACGGAAGUCGUUGAUUGAGCAAAAUGGCAACCCCCUAUGUUGAAGAUGAAUCUGGGAAAUACAUUGCUGCUACACAGCGACCUGAUGGAACAUGGAGGAAGCCACGGAGAGUGAAGGAUGGUUAUACCCCUCAGGAAGAGGUCCCUGUCUACGAGAAUAAAUUUGUGAAGUUCUUCAAGAGCAAGCCGGACCUGCCGCCGGGCAUGAGCCCUGAGGACGCAUCUCAGCCCAGGCAGAAUCAGGGGAAACACGGCAAUGUGGAGUGUGAGACGUCUGGGCUCUCCAAGACAGCCAAGCGAAACAUGAAACGCAAGGAGAAGCGGAAGCAGCACGGCUCGGAUAGCAGUAUGGGAUUACUAACGAAUGCAGUCGAGCACGUGGUGAUUGCGGAGGGAGGUGACAGUGAGACGCCGGCAUGUAACCCAGCUGGAGCUGCUGACAGCACUUCGGCGGCAGCAACAGAAAAGGCCAAGAAGAUCAAGAACCUGAAGAAGAAGCUGAGGCAGGUAGAGGAGCUGCAGCUGAAACUGGACUCUGGGGAGAUCAAACAAGCUACAAAAGAGCAGCUGGAGAAGCUUGGUAGGGCCAAGGCCUUACAGGACGAGUUGCUGCUGCUAGAAGAGGAUUCGUGAGAAGACAGGUUGUCGGGAGGGCAGCAUUCAGCAGGCUAGUUUUGGAAGUUAGAGACUUGGAAUAUACAUCCGGUUCUGAAAGAAAUGGACAUUUACAACUGUGUUUACAGUGUUGAUGAGCUUCCGUCAAACAUUCUCCUGGAACUUGGUGUUAUCAGACAGCCAGUCUACAUGAACUUUGGCUCCGGAAUAUAAUGUGUACAUAAAUCCAGCACCUGUAGUUAUGUUGUUGACAUCUGAUCAUGCAUUUCUCACACUUUUUCCAAAACCAGCUACCAAAUUAGUAUGAGCCAGUCUUUGUCCUCAUUUCAAAUGUACUUACAAAAAAUGUAACUGUUGGGGGGCAUAUGAACUGAACAGUGGGGCAUGUGGAAUGUCCAUUGUCAAUGCCAAAUGGAGUGUCAACAUUUUUUAAUUUUGUUUAGGAGAUAAUGUUAAUAUACGUUGACUUGAGUGUUUUACUUGUGCAUUUUAAUUAGCAGGACACACAAAUCCCUAAGUCAAUCCUUCCAGUUCUUCUCUCUAAACUCCCUUUUGCCUUUAUUUCACUGACUCCGAAUUGUCUGGGUUCUACUGCUCAAUUGCUGAUUGCUCACAUAUGCUCAUAUUAGUCCUGCAGAAAAAAAGGUCUUUAAAACGUAUCAUACUAAUAGGAUACACAAACUGUGUAAUUUGUCAAAUGCCCAGAGUUUGAAGACAAAUUAAAAAUGAACUGGUUUAUUAAUGAUGGUUAAUGUGUUCCAACCACAAGCUGAAUUCUCAGAUUUGUUGCUUCCUGUCCAUUGUCGUAAGUUACAUUUAUUUUGACAUUGGCCGGUACGAUAUCUGCUGUUAACAGCAAUAUUAGCAUGUGGUCUCACAGCAUUUGGAAGCAUAAAACAGGUUUGUGUAAGCAAGAUAUUGGUGUGUAGCUGGUUGGGCGUGUGUUGUCUGUGUCUUCAUUUAACUUUUUAUGGGCUGGGGGUGCAACAAAUAACAGAAAAUAUUCAAAUGUGUUGUAGAGAUGAGAUUUGUAUUUCUUUCAGAAUUAUUAAACCUGUAGACCUACUCACCAAACAGCCAUAAUGCCAUUCCCAAAAAUGCAUGACAAGGUCAAUGUAGCUGAUAUGCUUAACUAAUUAUGAACCACCAGACUAAUUAAGGAAGAUGUUAAUUUGGUAUGUUAUAUACCUUUUAAUGAUCACACAGAGCCUAGUUUGACUGGAAAUUUCCAGUUAGCUAACGAGUUGCAUGGAGAAAAACAAGUUUUUAUGAGCCCAGUCACACGACCCAAUAAUUGAAAUUGUUUAACAGGCAAAUUGUUUAACCGCUUUGAUGGCCUCUGUUAAUAAUCUCUGGAUCCAGGCGUUGAUCAGGUUUUAUUGUCACAAGUAUCUGACAUUGUUUUGUUAUAGAAUUGGCUGUGGGAAGUGCAUUCAUUUUGCAGCAAAGCUCACACCAAAAAUAAAAUGAAUGAAAUAAAAUGAGAAGGUCUCGACGGAAAGCCUUUCCCCAAAAUCUUAUUAAAUGUUAACAUCCUAAAUGUCUACCUGGCCUAAAGGUAUAAGGAUUAUUAGAAAUUCCAUUCCAUGAUACCAAAACACAGGUACCCAAACAACACUGUUAAGUACAUGUGCACCUGAAUUAAUGAGUUACUACACAUAAAACAUCACUUUGUAUUCCUUUUCUUUGAAACAACUUUGAUUUUGAGAGUGGAAACGAGGGGUGUCUUGUGUGGCUCGAUAGAGCGUGGGACUACCAUUACCAGGGCUGUGGGUUCAAUUCCCACGGGAGACCAGUAUGAAAAAUGAAUGCACACGCUACUUAACACCGCCAUCCUCCACCUAAGGAAUGCAACGCAGUCCUUUGACCGUGUGUUUUGUAAGAACAUAGUUUUUUCUGUGCAAAUCAAUCUCAUUGGCUAUUUUAGGUUUAUAAUAUUGUCAAAUUAUGCUGAAAAUUGAAAUAAAUGUUAAAAUGAAAGGCGCAAUUUGAACAAUGUGUGCAUGUUACAGUCUUUUUUAUUUGUGGGGCAAGUCGUUUUGACCUUUAGGCAACUAUGUUACCUGUACUUCCCCUAUGGGCAGGUGCCUUUCAUAAAUGAUUGUCAGUCGCUGUAGUUGUGGUACUAACAUUUCCUUGUGCUGUGUGUAUUGUGCAUUUAUUUUUGUCCUUUUUUACCUUUAUCUGUCAAAAGAAGAUCAUAGAUUACAAUAUUAUGUAGUAGUCUAAAUGCAUUAAAAAUACAGAAGUCUCCUAUUCA
Messenger RNA from Esox lucius (northern pike), 2901 nucleotides. It is a transcript of the gene pym1, whose product is annotated as PYM homolog 1, exon junction complex associated factor. Gene Ontology annotation, biological process: exon-exon junction complex disassembly. The record is from RefSeq and is a predicted model, not a curated record. Bases 51 to 659 code for a protein of 202 amino acids. The transcript is spliced from 3 exons. Gene Ontology annotation, cellular component: cytoplasm; exon-exon junction complex. Lineage: Eukaryota; Metazoa; Chordata; Actinopteri; Esociformes; Esocidae. Gene Ontology annotation, molecular function: RNA binding.